GGAACUCGGAAGUCAUCAAGGCACAUUACCCAUUGGGAACAUUCGUGAACGCGGCAACGUAGUUCGGGAUGCACUCUUUCGUGAACACUGGGGCGCUAACGAACGGAUUCCCUUCCCGAGUGUCGGUGCCAGUGGUCGCUACGAUCGCGAUCAUCUGAUCGGUUGUCAUCGCUGUCAGAACUCCCUGCUGUCCCGGUGGCCCCGGCUGUUUCCGUGCGUCGCAUCUGUUCGGCAGGAUUGGGAUCGGGGAUAGUGCCCGAUAGCAUGCCGAUGGUGGCACGGUAAUGAUCGGGAGAGACGUGCGCUCUUGAUUGUUGUGGCUUCGCUUGGCUCCAAGAUGCGCGCGAGGAGAUAGUAUCAGUGAGAAUGAACAGGAACAUGAAUUCACCGUCGAAGCUCACGGAGUUCGCUCCGUUGAGCCCCGAGGAGAACCAACCUGUCGUAGCGUCGCUCUUCUCCAAGUUCUUCAGCUUCACCAGGAAUAGCGCUAACGAUUCCACGGUGUCUUCCAACAACGACGAGCGCAGCUCUUCAGACUCAGAGUCCUGGAAGCAGUCGGAGAGCACGGAACAAACCCCGGACGACGAUAGUAGCAGUAUAAUAAAUUUCCCAUUAGAUACUAGCGAGGGCCGUAGCUUACCAAAUGUACUAAAGCGCAUCAGCAAUAUUGUAGCGUUAAAAAGCAAUAAUCUACGUUCGUACAAGGAUUCUCACUUAAGGAGCUUCUGGAUGCCGGAUAGCGUGAGCAAACAGUGUUACGAGUGCGGCGAAAGAUUUACGACGUUUCGACGAAAGCACCACUGCCGCGUGUGCGGGCAAAUUUUCUGUGCCAAGUGCUGUUCUGAUCAAAUACCGGGGAAAAUCAUGGGAUGCACCGGAAAUCUUAGAGUUUGUACAUAUUGCUGUAAAGUAGUUCUUUCCUACUUGCAAUCGUCGGACAUGAGGAGCGACUUAUCGGCGGAUUUGAAAGCCCUGCAGGAGGAUCUUCAAGUGAAGUACGGAAAUGAUUCGCCGCUAUUAGCACGGAAACACGCUAACGAAACCAUGGGCGACGAAACGUCGAUAUGUCGGAAGCCGAGCGUAGGAUACAUGGAAGAAAAUUACGCGACUGGACCAUCGAGCGGCAGCUAUUUAACAUCGCAGGAACGCUCACUUGUGUUACAAAAUUCGGCUUCUUUAAGGAUGAUCUGGGAAGAAUUGUUCCGCUCUAGUCAGGCUAUUCAAUUGCAAACGCACAGAAUUCGAUUGAAGAGCUAUUACAAUUGUUUUUUGGCGAACGAAUUAGUGAAUUGGAUGAUAGUUCAGAAUAAAGCGGCCACUCGUGUGCAGGCGACUGCGAUAGGCCAAGCCUUACUAGAAGCGGGUUUCAUUGAAUCGGUUGCCCCUGAUUAUGUAUUCAGCGAUUCGGCGACCGUAUUCAGACCGGUACCGUUAUCCUCUUUGCAAAACAUAGAUCUAUUAACGGAAAAGCGGACGACAUGCGAUGCGCAAGAGCCAGCCUGGGUAAAAACUAUUCCUCAACAUGACUCGGCUACGGAUUCUGAAAGCGAAACUAGACCGAUGAGCUCGCACUCGCAAACCUUUGGUCGUUUGCCGUCGUCUAGUUCGAGCUUUUAUUUAGAUUUAAAUCUGGAGGCAUCCACUGUCACGUUAAAGAGACCUACCUCGGAGGAUUUAACCGCGAUUUCCGUCGAUAGUAGCGACGGAAUAAUCGAGCAGAAGGAAAUUAAUCUUAAAUCGCAUGACUGCAAUCUCAAGAUAUGCGACGACCUUUUAAGCGACACGCUUCAAGUGCACGAAUUCAAGGAGAAAAACGGUUGGCACAGAGCGACUAAUCUGAGAACAGCCUUUGGCGAAUUAAGCGCGUACGAGUGUUUAACAUCUGCGUACAAAGCGCAUGAAGAUUCUCUCAUUAAACAACUUCUUAGCAAAGAAGGCUUGUCGCAAACAUGGUCGAAUACGAUUCUGUCUAUCGCGCAUCAGAUAAUCGAUCAAGUUAGACCGGAUCUGAAUCAUGACGCAGAUAAUUUGGAUAUUCGACAGUACGUACAAUUCAAGAAAUGUCCCGGUGAUAGCAGAGAUGACUGCGAGAUCGUAUCUGGCAUAAUUUGUAGCAAGAACAUCGCUCAUCGCGGUAUGAACGCCAUGAUCGCUCAUCCGAAAAUCUUAUUGUUGCAAUGCGGACUGAUGUAUCAGCGUGUAGAGGGCAAACUGAUAAGCCUAGAGCCUGUAAUGAUGCAGGAGAGUGAGUAUCUGGGACACACAGUGGCGAGAAUCACCGCUCUGGGUCCGGAUGUAGUACUAGUACAUCGAUCCGUAGCCAGAUUAGCUCAGGAUAGACUAAGGGAAUGCGGUGUGACAUUGGUGCUAAAUGUGAAACUUAGUGUACUGAAGAGAGUCGCGCGAUGCACGGGCGCUAGCAUUGUUAACACUAUAGACGCGCACAUAAGCGCAAGAUAUAUGCUUGGCACGUGCAAGAAAUUUUAUUUAAGAAAUUUUCCAGAUGAGCGAAGAGGUGUCAAGACACUGAUGUAUUUUGAAGGCUGUGCAAAUCCGCAUUUAGGCGCGACGAUUGUAUUGCGAGGCGGAUCACAAUUCGAAUUAAAGAAGGUGAAAAACGUCACAUCGAUGAUGAUCUUCGCGGCUUACUCGUGGCGUCUCGAAAAGUCAUUCCUCAUGGAUGAAUUCGCUAAACCGCCGUCACCUAAGGACAAUUCAUUUCUGGAUGAAACGUCUCAAAAGGAUUCUUCGAAUGGCGAGGAGACCGAGAAACUCGAAAGCUGCGUUAUCGAUGAACAAACACACGCGAUCGAUGUGACGAAGAAAUCGUCCAAGAUAAAUCAAAAUCACGAAGGUAUCCCUGACAGUGAGCAGAAGGUACAGAAUGUUCAGACAAAUAAUUCAAGUAUAUCUGCAAGGAAUGAAAAUGACUCUGAGAAUAUUUUAAAUACAAAUUCUCUAAAAGAAGUAUCGUCGAUGUUAUCAGAAGAUCCCUAUGACACCUUAAAGUUAUUUAAAACAAAAUUAAAACCAUCUCUGCAUGAUUCGAAGGAUACCGCGCCAAUAUCUGGCGAAAACGACACAGUUCCACAUAACGAUGAUAAAUCUAAGGACUUGGUAGUAAAUACCUCGGGCCUUGAUCCCGAUGUUACGGAAGUAUGUGAUAACUCCAUGGAAUUAUUCGCGAACAAAGAUACGUGUGUCGAGCGAAAGACCGACGAACUCGUCGACAAGGCGAAGUUGAAAGACAGAAUAUCCUCCGAAGAGAAGCGUAUCUACGGGGAGUCCAUAAGCGAUCGGAGUGAUCCGUUGCACCAAUAUCUAAACGAGGAUGACGAGGAUGUGUUCAAUCGUACGAGUCCGAGUGGUCAACGUCUGAGCGUGUGCGUCGCUGAUUUUCCACUGUUAAACAAAUUUAAGAAGGCGCUCGAGGACACGGUGCUGAGCGUGUCGCCGUAUUUAAAAUUUUCAAUACCUUAUCUGGAGACCGAAAUCGGGAGGAAUUGCGUGCUGAGGAGCUUCUUCCCGCGCGAUAUCUAUUACUCGGCGCAAUUUCUCGACAAGAUCAAGGAGACUCGGACGAACAGCGUGACUGUGAGCGAGCAGUUUGAUAAUCGCGACUGGAUGAACAUCAAGCUGAAGCCGCAGCAUCCGUUCGUCCAGGCUCGUCUGACCACGGACGUAGACGGUCGCGAGGUACAGAGCCUUCUGGCGAAUUUCCGCGCGUGUGGCAACAGAAUUCAUCCGACGCAUAACGUAUUGCUGGACAGAAUGCAGCAAUCACCGGCGUCAUUUGAGAGCGGCGAGCAGCAGAUGCCUUCCUGGCCGGAUUGUUUGGAUCCCAGCAGCCACCAACGCCUCUCCGUUCUAUUUUGCAGCUUCUCGCACACCGGCAACGACACCCCGGCGUUCUGCGUGAAUCCCUGGGUUGUAAACAUGACGAUGUACGGCCAGAACGACAUCGCGCUCGGCCGCUUUCUGGAACGUUAUUGCUUGACGAUGGAAUACAGGUGUCCGGCGCAAGAUUGCCGCGCGCAAAUCGCUCAGCACGUUAGACGCUUCGCGCACGACGGCGGCUGUGUGCACAUCACCCUGAGCGAGAUGAGCUGCGAGCCGUUCGUGCAGGAGGACACCGAUCAGAUCCUGAUGUGGAGCAAAUGCGUCAAGUGUAAGAGCGUGUCGCCGGUGGUGCCGAUGUCAGGCGACACGUGGUGCCUGUCAUUCGCCAAGUAUCUCGAGCUACGCUUCUACGGUGGUGUCUACACGAAACGCGGUAUGGACGCGUGUCAGCAUUCCCUGCACCACGAUCACUAUCAAUAUUUCACGCGCAAGAACAUGCUGGCUGUGUUCAAGUUCACCAAGAUCUCGCAGUGGGAGAUCUCCCUGCCGCCGCCGUUAAUCAACAUCAUCUACGAUCCGAAGCAGCACGCCAACGUGAUCGAGGAGAUGAAGAGCGUGACGUUGAAGGGCGACGAGGUAUUCACGGCGAUACGAGAAAAGCUAACGAGUCUGCAGACGGACUUGGAAGUCCUGAACCUUGCCAAGCAGCAACUAGCUAAGGAUCAGCAGUACUUCAAGAACAAGAUUGAAGAAAUCCAAUUGAAGCUAACGUCACCAACACUGGAAAAUAAGAAGCUGGAAGGUAAGACGUCUGAGAGACAAGUGCAAGGGCUGAUGUUCAGAAUCGAGGAUGGCAUCGUGAUACUCAAACGGCUCAUUGCGGAGGCUGUAUUCGCGUGGAAUAACAAAUUGUCGGAGAUGUCGGUCAAGAAGAAGGACGAACGGCCGCGUCGAUUCACCGAACGAUCCAUGACGGUCGGCAGCAACAGCAUAGUCGAGACCGACGGAUACAUAACUGAGGACACCGCGUCGGAGUCGCAGGUCGAGGACCUGAGUCCCAUGUCGGCCGAUUACAACGCUAUCGACGCGAUCGCGGUGGCGCAGAGUGACGUCCAAGCGUCCGAGCUGAUCGAGAAUUCUGACAAUGAGCCUCUGGAACCGCCCGGUAAUCCCGACGAUGUCGUCAACGUUCCGGGCUCGCCGAAGAUGCAUCAGAGAUCGCAUUCCGACGUUUUGCCGCUAUCCUCCGACGACGUUCAGGAUAAGAAGAAGAAGAAGAAGACGAUCCUGUCGCAAUUGCUACCGUCCGUUUCCGUCAACCAUACAAUAUCGAAUCCCUUGGGGCCUUUAGAGCACUACCUGCUGCCUCUCGGAUCCGUGGUACCUAUAGUGGUCUACGAAUCCGAGCUCUCGUCCAUAAUUGCGUACGCCCUGGACUCGCACGACUACAAACACGCGUUGCAGGAGCUCUUACGUACAGCGAAGGGACCAGAAUUAAAUCCCAGUCCGUUAAGCAAACGUAAGUUUCCCGAGGGUAGGGACAGUUCCCUCGACAGUUCCCUGGCGCAAUCGGGCGAGUUCAAGCGGCCGUCCGUGCUGUCUUUCUUCCGAGGCAACAGUCCCAAUCCAGCCAGCAGUCCCAUUGAAUCCGACAAGAAUGUGUCAAGCGCGGAAACGAGCGGUGGUGGUGGCGCCGUCGCUCCUGACGUCGACGACGAUAAGAAAGCGACCAAGCAGCAGAAUUAUAUCGAGGUGCAGUUCAACGAUGCCACGACCAAUUUCUUCUGCAGGAUAUACUUUGCCGCGCAGUUCGCCGCGCUGAGGGAGAACGUUCUACCCUGCGGCGAGGACGGUUUCACGAGGAGCCUAAGUCGGACCGUGCAAUGGACGGCGAGAGGCGGAAAGAGCGGCAGUGCCUUCUGCAAGAGCAGAGAUGAUAGAUUCAUCAUAAAAGAGAUGUCUCGACUUGACAUGCAGAUCUUCCUCGACUUUGCGCCCAACUAUUUCGCCUACAUGGAAAGGUGUCAGCAAACUAAGCAACCGACAUUGCUAGGCAAGAUAGUCGGUGUGUACAGAGUGUCAUUCAAAAACAAUACGACUAACGCAGCGCUUCGUACCAGCGUGUUAGUGAUGGAGAAUCUCUUUUAUAAUCGAAUCAUCACUGACAAAUUCGACCUGAAGGGAUCCGUGCGGAAUCGGCUGGUGAAUCCGGACGACACGUGCCACGAGGGUGAACUGGUCUUACUGGAUGAGAAUUUGUUAAACAUGAGCUGUGACUCUCCUCUGUAUAUACGAUCCCAUUCCAAGGCAGUAUUAAAUCGAGCCAUCGAACAAGACACCAAGUUCUUAGCCGAUAACUCGGUAAUGGACUAUUCGUUGUUAGUAGGCUUGGAACCGAGCUCCGACGAGCUCGUACUUGGAAUAAUAGAUUACAUAAGGACGUUCACGUGGGACAAAAAGCUGGAAACAAUGGUGAAGAAAUCCGGUAUAUUGGGUGGCCAAGGUAAAUUGCCGACCAUAAUAUCGCCGGAGGAAUACCGCGCUAGGUUUAUAGCCGCGAUGCACCGCUACUUCCUGCCGGUGCCAGACAGAUGGUCGGGUCUAGGAAAAAGCGUUGAGAUACCACCGCAGUAAAUACAACUUACAAAAGGCAAAAAUACGAACGCGAUUUUACAUACGGCAAUUUUAAUAUAUAAUUGAUGUAGAUUUUUUACGCGCAUUGGCAAAAAUACGAGCGCGUCGCGUACGUUCGUCGUGUAUUUGUAUAUUUUAUACCGUGAUAACAUACUCGAAAAAUAUCAUUGGAAAGUGAUAUUAAUAGUUACCAGUUUUUUAAGUAACUUAUUAAUUGCUACAUUACGUAUUUUAAACUUCUCGUACGGAAGUAACUUCUACGGCUGCUUAAGAAAUUACGUGUACCUGUACAUAUCUUACAUCGUAUGCAUUAAGCAAAUGUACAUAGUAGUCAUUUUAUAGUAUACUUUAAAAGCAACUGCUCGUUCUCAAACUUUCUCAAAGUACAAAGGUAGCAAUGAAACUAGACCGCCAAGACUAAGAAAGAAGAGGAGGAAAAGUACCGUUAUCAAUAUUUUAUUUAAUUUUUCAAAAUUAUGUACAUGACCAUUAUCUGUCUUUGUAAUAGUCAAAUAAACAAUAAUCAUAAUUUCAA
Messenger RNA from Temnothorax curvispinosus, 7009 nucleotides. It is a transcript of the gene fab1, whose product is annotated as 1-phosphatidylinositol 3-phosphate 5-kinase. Gene Ontology annotation, biological process: intracellular signal transduction; phosphatidylinositol metabolic process. Lineage: Eukaryota; Metazoa; Arthropoda; Insecta; Hymenoptera; Formicidae. The coding region runs from base 367 to 6474 and encodes 2035 amino acids. The record is from RefSeq and is a predicted model, not a curated record. Gene Ontology annotation, molecular function: metal ion binding; ATP binding; 1-phosphatidylinositol-3-phosphate 5-kinase activity. The transcript has 14 exons.